Molecule: messenger RNA, 1059 nt
Organism: Puma concolor (puma)
Lineage: Eukaryota; Metazoa; Chordata; Mammalia; Carnivora; Felidae
Gene: PJVK
Product: pejvakin
Biological process (GO): programmed cell death
Cellular component (GO): cytoplasm
Source: RefSeq, a predicted model, not a curated record
AUGUUUGCUGCUGCUACCAAGAGCUUUGUCAAGCAAGUUGGAGAUGGAGGGAGAUUAGUUCCUGUUCCAAGCCUCAGUGAGGCUGACAAAUACCAACCUCUAAGUCUGGUGGUAAAAAAGAAGCGAUGCUUUUUCUUUCCCAGAUAUAAAUUUACUUCAACACCUUUUACACUGAAAGAUAUUCUUCUAGGAGACAGAGAAAUUUCAGCUGGUAUUUCAUCUUAUCAGUUACUGAAUUAUGAAGAUGAAUCAGAUGUUUCACUCUAUGGAAGGCGAGGCAACCAUAUUGUGAAUGAUGUUGGGAUUAAUGUCACUGGAUCAGAUUCUGUUGCAGUGAAAGCUUCAUUUGGUGUGGUGACCAAACAUGAAGUGGAAGUAUCGACAUUACUCAAGGAAAUUACUACACGAAAAAUUAAUUUUGACCACAGCUUGAUACGUCAGACAAAAAGCAGCAGAAAGGCAGUAUUGUGUGUGGUCAUGGAAAGCAUUCGAACCACACGACAGUGCUCCCUGUCUGUGCAUGCUGGAAUUCGUGGGGAAGCCAUGCGGUUUCAUUUUAUGGAUGAACAGAAUCCCAAGGGAAGGGACAAAGCUAUUGUUUUUCCAGCACACACAACCAUAGCUUUCAGUGUUUUUGAACUCUUCGUUUACUUGGAUGGUGCCUUUGACCUUUGUGUCACUUCAGUGUCAAAAGGAGGUUUUGAAAGGGAAGAAACUGCAACGUUUGCGCUGCUCUACAGAUUGAGGAAUAUACUAUUUGAGAGAAAUAGAAGAGUGAUGGAUGCCAUUUCUCGUUCACAGCUUUACUUAGAUGAUCUUUUUUCUGACUACUAUGACAAACCUCUCGGCAUGACUGAUAUUUCUCUCAAAGAAGGGACUCAUAUCCGAGUUAACUUACUUAAUCACAACAUUCCAAAAGGACCUUGCAUACUCUGUGGAAUGGGGAACUUCAAAAGGGAGACAGUUUAUGGGUGCUUUCAGUGCUCCGUCGAUGGGCAGAAGUAUGUGAGACUUCAUGCAGUUCCUUGUUUUGAUGUUUGGCACAAGAGGAUGAAAUAA